Molecule: messenger RNA, 862 nt
Organism: Cicer arietinum (chickpea)
Lineage: Eukaryota; Viridiplantae; Streptophyta; Magnoliopsida; Fabales; Fabaceae
Product: large ribosomal subunit protein uL14mz
Biological process (GO): translation
Cellular component (GO): ribosome; mitochondrial large ribosomal subunit
Molecular function (GO): large ribosomal subunit rRNA binding; structural constituent of ribosome
Source: RefSeq, a predicted model, not a curated record
CAUUUUAAUAUUAGACAUCGACUCGCUGCGGGCCUGCGGCCGACUCUGCCUGACUGCCUCUCUGGCCGUUCGGCAUCUCUGUUCGCCGCAACUUCAUCUGUCUCCAGACUGCGUUGCUGCUUUGUUCAAAAGGUAACAUAGAAGAUUUCCACUUUGGAAGAUGGCUGCAACCUUUGCUUCCAGAUGUUCUCGUGUGGGCCGUUCUCUGUUUGGUGGAUUAAGCAACAGUUCCCCUGGUCUAUUUACCAAGUCCCAUGAGAUGACAUGCGGCAAUUAUUUUUCUCAGCAACGAACCUUCAUACAGAUGAGGACUGUUCUCAAGGUUGUUGACAAUUCUGGCGCCAAACAGGUGAUGUGCAUACAAGCCUUGAAAGGGAAGAAAGGGGCAAGAUUAGGUGAUACGAUAGUAGCAUCGGUGAAGGAAGCACAUCCUAAUGGAAAAGUGAAGAAGGGAAAGGUUGUAUACGCUGUAGUUGUUCGCGCAGCAAUGCAAAAGGGGAGAUGUGACGGCAGCCAGGUCAGGUUUGAUGACAAUGCUGUCGUGCUUGUUGACAAGCAAGGCCAACCUAUAGGGACUCGAGUUUUUGGAUCAGUUCCUCAUGAGUUGAGGAAGAAGAAGCAUGUCAAGAUCCUUACUUUAGCAGGGCAUAUUGCAUAAAUGGAAAAAAAAGCCAUCCUCAAAUUUUAUUUUGGGAGUUAAUUUCUUGCUUAUCUUAUUAUUUAUUUCAUUCUUUUUUAUUACCACCUUUUUUUAUCAUUUUUUUAGCAAUACUGAUAUUUGGACACAAUUUUUACAUUGUAUACUCUUAAACUAUAUAAAAUUGGAAACUACGGUGUCGAAUGUCAACUUGUAUUUAAAAAA